CCCCCCUAUUAGUCCGUUUUAACGAGGGUCGACUGUACAUUCAAAUCACGCGCCAUUCAACUCGCGCACGGCACCGAACACGGGACACCGCCCGCUCCCGCAACCUCACACACGCAUAGCGCGUCGUCACCCCACUCCGCGCUCCGUCACUCAGUCAGUCUCGCUGUAACCACGCUUGUGUUAACAUCAGAAUUGUAGUUGCUUCCCUUGCUACCCACAUUUACCAUGGCCCCUAAAAGAGCAUCAAAGACACCAGCUGGAGCCACCCCUAAGCGCCAGAAGAAAUUGAUGACUCUGCAGGAGAAGGUGGAGUUGUUGAAUAAGUUAAAGGAGGGAAUGUUGUUCACUGCUGUGGGGCGACUGUACAACGUGAAUGAAAGCACGGUAUGUACCAUCAAGAAAAGGGAAAAAGAUAUCUAUGGUGCUGUAAGUGCCAGUAUUCCACACAGUGCUAAGCAUGUCAGCCAAGUGAGGGAAAAGGCAAUGGUGAAGAUGGAGAAUGCCUUGUUUCUGUGGAUAGAGGACCAGCACCGGAAAGGUGUAGCAGUGGACUCUAUCCUUAUCCGGGAGAAAGCUAAGUCUCUACACA
Molecule: messenger RNA, 589 nt
Organism: Homarus americanus (American lobster)
Lineage: Eukaryota; Metazoa; Arthropoda; Malacostraca; Decapoda; Nephropidae
Product: tigger transposable element-derived protein 1-like
Cellular component (GO): nucleus
Molecular function (GO): DNA binding
Source: RefSeq, a predicted model, not a curated record